AACCGCCAAGUAAGUUACAUUUUGCCAUGUCACGCUGAAGAAGUUUGAGACCAGUUUAUUUAUAGAAAACUGGACUGGCGUGGGCACGGAGACAUAUGCCACUGGAUAUAUGAUCUGAAAUGAGAGCCUGUCGUGUUUUUUGAAGGUAAUUCCCAGUGAUUUUUGAGCCGCUGUGACUACUGUAUAGCUAAUGUUACACAGUGAAGCCAGAAGCCUCAUGUUUUCGUCAAGCCAAGAGGAGCACUGCGCCCCGUCCAAAGACCCAGUGAAAUACGGGGAGCUGGUGGUGCUGGGGUACAAUGGCUCUCUGCCCAAUGGAGAUCGGGGUAGACGGAAAAGCAGAUUUGCGCUAUACAGGAGGACCAAAGCCAAUGGUGUUAAGCCAAGCGCUGUGCACAUCCUCAACACACCCCAGGCCAGCAAGGCUGUGAACUGUAAAGGCCAACACAGCAUCUCCUACACACUGUCCAGGAACCACACGGUGGUGGUGGAGUACAGCCACGACAAAGACACAGACAUGUUUCAGAUUGGGCGUUCCACUGAGAGUCCCAUAGACUUUGUUGUGACUGACACAGUAGCAGGAGGCCAAGAAGGAGAGGAGACUCCCAUCACACAGAGCACCAUCUCCCGUUUUGCCUGUCGAGUUGUCUGUGAGCGGAACCCGCCUUACACAGCUCGCAUCUACGCAGCUGGUUUUGAUUCUUCCAAAAACAUCUUCCUCGGGGAAAAAGCCGCAAAAUGGAAGAACCCUGAUGGUCACAUGGACGGUCUAACAACCAAUGGCGUCUUGGUAAUGCACCCUAAGGGUGGGUUCACAGAGGAGUCGAAGCCCGGCGUAUGGAGAGAGAUCUCUGUUUGUGGGGACGUUUACACUCUGAGAGAGACCCGCUCAGCGCAGACUCCCGGCAAACUGGUGGAGCAUGAGAGUAAUAUUCUGCAGGACGGCUCCCUGGUGGAUCUGUGCGGAGCCACUUUGCUGUGGCGUACUGCAGAAGGCCUCUUCCACACUCCCACCCAAAAGCAUCUGGAGGCUCUCAGGCAGGAGAUCAACGCAGCUCGCCCCCAGUGCCCCGUGGGUCUCAACACGCUCGCCUUCCCCAGCAUGCAACGCAGCCGCGCCCUCUCUUCUCUGGAGGACAAGCAGCCUUGGGUCUACUUGGCCUGCGGCCAUGUGCACGGCUACCACAACUGGGGCCACCGCUCAGAGCAGGAGCCCAACACUCAGCGAGAGUGUCCCAUGUGCCGGGUGGUCGGGCCCUACGUACCGCUGUGGCUGGGCUGUGAGCCGGCCUUCUACGUGGACACAGGCGCGCCCACUCACGCCUUCGUGCCAUGUGGACACGUGUGUUCCGAGAAGUCGGUCAAGUACUGGGCGGAGAUCCCGCUGCCCCACGGCACCCACGCCUUCCACGCCGCCUGCCCCUUCUGUGCCACCCAGCUCAGCCUCACUCAGGGCUGUUCCAAGCUAAUCUUCCAGGGCCCGGUGGACUGAGCCUGAAGGGUCCUGCUCCAGCAGAGAAGAUUAGACAGGAAUGCCAACAUGCUGUGAAACUGUUCCGAUUAUUUUGUGCUUUCUUUUGUUCGUGUAAGCCAGCUGUGGAAAGGAGCAAGUCUUCUCGAGUUCUGGUCAAAUACUGUGGAUUCUGCACAACAGAGAGCCAUUACAGAUUGUUCAGGGCCUCUCGUGGCUGUUUGGAUGGCCACUGUGGGAGAUGUGGAGCACACUGGACCACAGAUGCCUUGCUCCUCCAGAAUGAAAUACUGUUUCAGCUGUUCUGCGAACCAACCGCUUUUUUAAAAAAAAAAGAAGAAAAAAAAGGCUGUUUUAAACUGCUGGUUUUCCAUCAGUGGAUUUAAGCUUGUAGAAGGAAUGAAUUGAUUUUACUCAUGAAUCAGACCAGAUAAAAGUGGUGGAUUUGAAUCUAUUUGGAAAGAAAAAGGAGGGUUUAUAGUUCAAUUCCUGGUGGGUCUGAGACGUUUUUACAGAGCCAGACAGCUGGACUGUUGGCUGGGAGAAAAGCCAGGAGAAACUCGGGGUCUAAUGGCUUACUAGUUAAGUGCUCCCCAUUGCUGUCAGCCCUGAAAUGGCAUCUAGAUCAUGUAGCUCUCCGAUUUUUGGCUUCCAUUUGCUGAACAAACUUUGAGGAGCGGGGGGGGGGGGACUUUUUGUGUACAGAGAUAUAAUCCAGUGCCUCAAAUCCCAUUAAUCUGUGGGAAUAUUUUUAAUAAAUGAGAAAAGAUAUUUUGUUGAAGGCAAAGGGAGAGAUAGUUUUGCAUACGUAAGGAAACGACAGCCCACAUGGAUUCUUCAACACAUUUUUAUCUGACAGAAGAUGUAUUUUACUACACUGAGGCCCUUUUACUGUUUUGUAAUGCAAAUGUUAAUAUAUUUUUCUCCUGCGUAAAUAAUGAGAAUGUUUGAGAGUGCGUGCAUGCAUGUGUGAUUGUGUGUGUGUGUGUGUGUGUGUGGGUUGGACUGUGUGGGUGCCCUUGGGCUUUGUUGAAAUCGCCCUGCAUCAUUUCACCCCCAAUCCCCUCUCUAUGAUCUCGCCCACCACCCAAAACACUACCAGAGAGAACACAGGAAUUAAACCAACCUCGCAGGGUUUGACAAUGAAUGUACUGAAAUACAUCGACUCUCCUCACUGGUGGUGCUUCAGUUAUACGACUCACUUUCUCAGUGGCUUUGCCGUUAAAGGUAAUGUCGCACUCGCAGUGAAAGACAACAUUUGAACUUCACUACCAUUAUGCAUCAACAGCUCGCUACCUUGCUAGCUAGCUGCGUCCCUGCCCCACACACGUGUACUGUAUUCAGUCUGCACUGUUGUUAGCUUUAUCCCAUGCUGGGUCUGAUCCAAUGAUUUGUACGCUGUCAAACCUGGGCACAGUCUCAGCAGCAUCCAGAGAUUAUACCAAAUAUAAGGAGAUGUGUUUUUUUUUUUUCUCCACACGCGAGAUGUAACGACCACUCUCCCCGAUCCAAAGUGUUUCUGUAAACAAUCCCUAAACCCAAACUGCUGCUACGGUGGAGUGUUGACGGCUCUGGAUUACAGUCGAGGCUGUUCAAGCAGCUUCCACGUGAAUAAUGAUAUUAUCACGCGCCAUGCCAAAUUUGGUUAAAUUCCAUUGUGCGCGGAUGAGUCAAGUUGUCCAAAAACAAAGUAGCAGAUGAAUUGAAACUAAAGAAUCUGGGACGAAUCUGUGCAUUCUUCUGUGAUGUUAGCUCACCAGACUGUGCCCACAUGUAGAGUUUAGGUAAAGGCAUUAAUUCUGCCUCUUGUUUUAUCAAAUUUAAUAUUGAGCAUUAAAAUUGUAAGACGUUGAAGUUCCUAUCAUAGCAUUUUAAUUUUCUUCAGGUUGCAUUAUGAUGAAUAAUAAUCAGAGGUGUCUUUGAAGGGCAGAAUCCACCUGGAAUAAAGGGAUAGUUUGCAUUUUUACAGUGGAGUUGUACAGGGUACUUAUCGAUAGCCGGUGUAUUGCAUACAGUAGAUGUCAGUCAGCACACUCCCUGUUUGGAGAAGCAGCAGAAGUGCUUACAUGGAAGCUAAGCAAUGUACUGCUGUGAACAGGGGCAGCAGCAAAAGGUAGUUAGCCACCUAAAAAAAAACUCCAACCUAAAAACCUCUAUAAUCAGAGCUGGAAAUUAGCACCAGCCACCAGCCAAAUGCUUGUAAAAUAUGCCGGUUGCUGCUAGAUUUGCUUCAUUUACCAGCCAAAAAAAAACAGUAGUCUGUUCUGUGGCCAGCCACAAUGGCAGAUAGACAAAAGUUAAAUACCAGCCGUGAUAACAGUAUUUUUGUACGCUGUAGUGCGAAUAGGGUUGCAACAGCAUGUAAUUUUCACGGUAUGAUAACCAUCUCAGAAAAUAUUGUGGUUUCAAGAUAUCAAGGUAGUGCAGAAUUAUUAUCAGUUACAAUGACCCUAAAUGAAUAAAAACAAAAGUUUUUUUUGGUUGAACAAACAUUUAUAUUACUAUGAUUGAAGCUUGAAACCACUUCUUAAAAUAAAAGUAUGUGUAAAUAGUCUCCCUUAAAAAAAAAAAAAGCUCAAAUAAAGGUGAGAUUCUUUAUCUAGCCGCGUAUUUUUUAAGAUGUCUAAGAUAAGUAAAUGUACACGGUAUGAUAGUUGCUGAUUUUCACACCACUGUUUACCUUGAAACCAGUAUACCUCUGCAACCCUAAUUGAGUGUUUUCACAGCGUUACCUUUCUGUCAGACAGCCUGUCACGACGGGGAAGCCAAUCACAGCUUCAGUUUCCUGUCUGUGCUCCAGUCAAAGCUUCCAGACUGCAGUGACGAAAACACUCAUUUUGGCUUGCUGAAUACAGGAGCUGCUGGUGUACCGCUGCCUCAACUAGUCAGUUAGUGUCAUUGUGUGACUUGGGUUCAUCUGAACCAACCCUUGUGAAUGCCAAAGUCACACAAACACUAACCGAUGGAGUCAGCAGUAGACCAGCAGCACCUGUGUUCAGUAACGUUAAAUCACUGUUUUUCUCAGCUGUAAAUAGAGCAAUAUAACGGCUUCAGUUUCUUGUUGGAAAUCACUGCCUGAUGACAAAGUAAAGCUGUGGAAAUACUCUAAAUGUAGUGUACACUUAUACUGAUAGAGAAUGUUUAAGUUGGCCAAAAAAAUCGUUUUUUGCUUUGGCCACCGUCCGCAGCAUUUCCCUGCUUAACUUCUGUGGUGGUACUGCUGCAGUUUCUCCAUCUUGGGGGCAUGCCGACUGACAUCUGCUACAUGUGAUACAACCCCACUUCAAAAGAUCCAAACUACCCCUUUAAGGGCUCCUUUACUUCACAAAAACUCCUGACUAUGAUCGCUGUCUCUUUGGUUCCUGAAGAGAAACAAACCUAGCAUUCUUGAAAGUAUCCGCAGCAUUACGCUUCACUCAUACCACAGAGCGUUUCUGUCCUCAGAUUUUAUGUUUCUGCCGAGCAAGGUCAAGUACUAAGCCACGUAUUGUACAGUAGCAUUCCUCUCCGACACUUUCAGCUCAAACACUGUGCCCAUUGCUUAAGACCGUGUUCUGUAACAGCUGCGGAGUAGCUGCCUCAAACAUUCCUCCUUGGUAAACAUGGGUGGGGCCCUCGGUUCACCCAAGGGCUUGUUCUAUGAUUUUGUCUCCUACAGGAACUCUGUACACAAGCCAUAGAACGCACUGAUGCUCCCAAUGCCUCCUUUGCAAAGAAUAAAAUAUUUUUUAAAAAUAA
This is a messenger RNA of Plectropomus leopardus (leopard coralgrouper), 5209 nucleotides long. RefSeq names its product pellino E3 ubiquitin protein ligase family member 2 (gene peli2). NCBI's taxonomy places the organism in Eukaryota, Metazoa, Chordata, Actinopteri, Perciformes, Serranidae. Gene Ontology annotation, biological process: regulation of Toll signaling pathway; protein polyubiquitination. Gene Ontology annotation, molecular function: ubiquitin protein ligase activity; protein binding. The record is from RefSeq and is a predicted model, not a curated record.